AUGUUACGAACGACAAUUCUGCCUUGUUGGUCUGCAGCCUUUCGGCGAUCCGUUCGAUCUAGCUUUUUGCAGCAUGCUCGACACCAUGCAUAUACCACACAACAAGCUGGCAAAAAUAAAUUCAAAGUGGUAUUCUUUGGAACUGACGACUUUGCAGUCAAGCAUUUGAAGGAACUCAUUCUCGAUAAAGCAAAGCCAAACUCUUGUAUUGCUAGCAUCGAUCUUGUCUGUCCUCCAGAUAGAAAAACUGGCCGAAAGUUGAAGAAUAUUACGCCCAGUCCUACUAAAGGUAUUGCUGAGCUGUACAGUAUCCCUGUUCAUCACACACCGGAGAAUGCAAAAACUCUCGAAGGAUGGAAGUUGCCUGGCAACGGGUAUGAUCUAGGAGUUGUCGUGUCGUUCGGUUACUUUGUGCCAGCCGAUAUCAUCCACGGGCUAAAACACGGAGCAGUCAAUGUUCAUCCAUCGCUUCUCCCUAAAUAUCGCGGUGCAGCGCCUAUCCAACACACCAUUCUAGCAGGCGAUGAUGUAACAGGAGUAACAGUUCAGGAAUUAGACGAUAAAAAGUUUGACGCUGGACGUAUCCUCGCUCAACAAACUAUGGAUCUUAGCCGAGUUAAUGCACCAAAUUAUAGAUUCCUAAAAGAAAAACUUGGUGAUAUGGGACGCAGUCUUCUCAUAAAUACCUUGCAUAAUUUUGACAAGUGUAAAAAAAAUGCUAAAGUACAGGAUCUUUCGCAAGUAUCGUCAGCGCCGAAAAUCAAGAAGGAAUGGUCAGAAAUUGUAUUUGAUGAUAUGAGAGCCUGGCAAAUAGAACAGUUAUAUCGGGCCAUCGGUGAUCAAUACCCGCUUCGUACCACAUUCACCUUCACACGGAUCAAACGAUCAAAAAAGAUCAAACAACGCCAUAUCACCAUGCAGUUACUCAACAUGUUUCUCCCUGACGAUUCGCCUUUGUAUUACAUGGAAAAUGAAGCAGAGCCGGGCACUUUUGUAUAUGAUGAAAAGACAAGCACACUGCACAUCAGCUGUGCCGAUGGUGGUGCUGUUGCAGUAACACAUAUCAAGGCUGAAGGGAGCGAUGUUAUAUCUGCACGAGACUUUAUAAACGGAUACGAAAUUCGAGAUCAAAUGGGACAAUUUGGUUACUUUUCAGAAGAAGACAUCCAUCCGGAAAUGAGUGGCGUUCGAGUUACAAAACGACGUGAAGAAUAUAACAAGACGAUUCGCAGAAGAAUGAAGAUGCGCAAGAAAGAGUUUGAGGAGGUUUAUGGUAAAAAACCUGGACGUGGUCGAUGGUAG
Messenger RNA from Zychaea mexicana, 1302 nucleotides. Its product is annotated as formyl transferase. The record is from RefSeq and is a predicted model, not a curated record. The coding region runs from base 1 to 1302 and encodes 433 amino acids. Gene Ontology annotation, biological process: biosynthetic process; conversion of methionyl-tRNA to N-formyl-methionyl-tRNA. Gene Ontology annotation, molecular function: methionyl-tRNA formyltransferase activity. NCBI's taxonomy places the organism in Eukaryota, Fungi, Mucoromycota, Mucoromycetes, Mucorales, Lichtheimiaceae. Gene Ontology annotation, cellular component: mitochondrion. The transcript has 8 exons.